GAUAAAAUUUCCGAUGAGUUGGCAUUGUGCAAGGGGCUUAAAAGUUCUAACAAGUUGGAAUUUUGUGUCUAUUGCCUGUUGCUGUCGCUAUUUCCUCGCAUUGUGCGCAAGGCUUAAUGAGCUCUCCGUUUGCGCCAAGUUUUGUACAUUCUAGUUUGUGGUUGGAGGUUAUGUCGCUCGUGUGACGGUAAGUAAUGGCUCUCGCCAUUACUCGAAAUCUGAUACGCGAUGCGUGCGAGAAUGCGUGAUUCUCCGUUUGCGGAACGUUGAAGAUUGUCAUCGGAUCGUCCAAAAUGUUGACGUCGCAGUUCGGCGAACCUAACGCGGUUUAGUCUGAACGAAAAAAAAAAAAACCGCGCGACAUGAGAUCUGUUUAUAAAUUGUUUUUGGUGUGUCUUCUUCUCGCUGUGCUUAUAAUACUGCUCAACGUUACGACCAAGUCGUUGUACGAUGUAGUGUCUAGGGAACACCGGGAACGUGUAAACAUGGGAACGUUGACAACGGGCGAAGUGACGAUAUGCGUGGUGGUAUGCGGAGACAGGCUGCACGAGGCUCUGACUAUGCUGAAAUCAGCGUUAGUCUUUGCUAACAGACCGCUGCAGUUUAUUGUACUCGCGGAGAACGACUUGAUACCAGCUUUUAGUGAGAAAUUAUCCGAAUGGAAACUUAUAUCGAACAAGAGCUUUGACUUUUUUGUGCGUCCCAUAACCUUUCCCGGUGGCAGCAAUGUGGCGAUGUGGAAGAAGCUGUUUAAACCGUGCGCAGCUCAGCGAUUGUUUCUCCCGACUGUGUUGAACGCUACGGAUGCUGUACUCUAUGUGGAUACGGACACUCUGUUCCUAGCGCCACCGGAGAAGAUCUGGGAUGAGUUUAAGAAGAUGAACUCUAGUCAGCUGGCUGCGCUUAGUCCUGAGCACGAAGACCCCAACACUGGCUGGUACAACAGAUUCGCCAAACAUCCGUAUUACGGCAAGCUAGGUGUCAAUUCGGGUGUAAUGUUGAUGAAUCUCACGAGAAUGAGGGAAUUUAGAUGGACGGAAUAUGUCAUUCCUAUUCACAAGGAGUAUAGGCUCAAAAUUACUUGGGGUGAUCAGGACAUCAUCAAUAUAAUAUUUCAUUAUCACCCGGAGAAGCUGUAUGUGUAUUCGUGUAGAUACAAUUACAGACCGGAUCAUUGUAUGUACAUGUCGGUGUGCUCGGAAGCGGAAAAGGAUGGCGCUCUGGUGCUGCACGGUUCCCGUGGUACGUUUCACUCGCAAAAACAGCCACCUUUCAAGGCUAUGUACAAAGCUAUGCAGGAGUAUCGACUAAACGCAGAUCCGUACGACGAUCUGCUUGUGCCGAUGAGGAAUUACCUGGCGAUGGAAGAUAAGUCCAACUGCGGUCGUGUGUCAAAGGUGUUUAUCAUCCAACCGGAACUCCACUUGAAUCCAAGUCCGUAACUUCUGAAUAUUUCAUCGUAUUCGUGAGAGUUUCUUCGUUUUGUAUUCGGAAUCCACCAACCCCAACGAUAUCGUCGUAUCGUUAACUGCGACAAAUUACUUGGAGCAAUGUCUGAUGCAAGUGUUUGUGUAUUUGUGCACUUGAGAAGCCACUUUUAUUUGAAAUAUAGUAACAUUAUCUAUAGUGUCUUUUCUAGGAACUUGCGUCGAAAUUUCGGCUUUAAAAAAAAUUGCGUAAUUAUAAGAAUACACACACACAUAUACAUUGUGAAUAUGUACAUCACAUCUUAAAUUGUAAAUCUCGUAUAUCGUUGUUUAUCAGUGUGUUUAAGAAAUUACGUUGUUGCCUAAUAUACAAAAAAAAAAAAGGGUGUAUAAAUUGUCAAUUGAUGUAACCGGUCCUUUACACAUUUCACACGUGUUAGUUUAUGAGUGUUUUGCGCGUAAUGUUAUAAGCCGAGUGGUUAGAAUUACAAUUUUUGCAGGCGUAGUUGCUUGCAAAUUGAAGGACGUAUAAUUUUAUUUGAUUCCAAAACGAUUUUCCAUGUAUUGUAGACUGAACUUUUUCUAUGGUGCAUUUGAGUUUUUUUGUUAACAAGUGCGCUAUGUUGUUACUGUUGUAUGACGUGCGAGAUACGUGUGCGGCGAAUAUGUUAUUUUAUAUAUAUUCGUACUUGUUACUUUUUGACAAUACUCGAGUGAUAUUAGCUCAGCGAGAAAAAGAAAUGAUAACUUUUAAAACUACGAAGUAUUCGUACGCGCAUGUGAGUAUAUAUAAAUCGUAUAUAAGCGAAUUUAAUUUUAGCGAGAAUAUUUUACAUUUUACAUACAAUUUCUUACAAUUUUAUACGGUUUUUGCGACAUGUAUUUUGUAUCGUUUAUUUAAUUGUCCAACAACUUCGAUACCUUUUGUGAUACUUUUCUUAUAAAUGACUAUUGUAUAACAAAGAGCCAAAAUAAAGAUCUGAAAAAGCAUGCGCACAUU
This is a messenger RNA of Pseudomyrmex gracilis, 2427 nucleotides long. RefSeq names its product glucoside xylosyltransferase 1 (gene shams). Gene Ontology annotation, molecular function: UDP-xylosyltransferase activity. Lineage: Eukaryota; Metazoa; Arthropoda; Insecta; Hymenoptera; Formicidae. The record is from RefSeq and is a predicted model, not a curated record. The transcript has 2 exons. Bases 363 to 1442 code for a protein of 359 amino acids. Gene Ontology annotation, biological process: protein O-linked glycosylation via N-acetylgalactosamine.